This is a messenger RNA of Emericellopsis cladophorae, 894 nucleotides long. RefSeq lists its product as uncharacterized. The record is from RefSeq and is a predicted model, not a curated record. Bases 1 to 894 code for a protein of 297 amino acids. Lineage: Eukaryota; Fungi; Ascomycota; Sordariomycetes; Hypocreales; Bionectriaceae. The transcript is spliced from 4 exons.
AUGUCAGUCUCCGAUUGGGCUGCUCUCUUCCCGCCGGAUCAAAUUCCCUACCACUGGGACAAAGUCCCCAUAGUGGGAAAAAGCCUGGCAUUUCUCAUCGCCAACUAUGUCCUCGAGCCAGUCGUGAUUGCUGUGGUUGCCCUGCGGUUCUACUCGCGUACGACGAUGGGGACACUUGGCUGGGACGACUGGUUCGUGUUGAUAGCCAAGAUACUUUGCAUAUGCACCUUGACCGUGGUCACAAGCUUAAGCUCCAUCGGAUCCGGUUAUUACGUCGAACAAGUCGCCAUGAAUCUGUCGACAGUCUACCUAUUGAUCUUCAUCCUUCAAGGUUUCUUCCUCUUCGCCAACAUGACGGUCAAACUGAGCGUUUGCUUCUUCUACCUGCGCGUCUUUGUUGAUACUAUCUGGAAUCUGAACAUGCGCACGUCCGACAAACUUGGUCUCGCGCUCGCUUUCUCCAUCGGUAUCGGCAUGACCGUCGUCGGCAUUAUCCGUGCCAUCUACGUAUCGACGACCUCCGUGAAAGGCGACAUCACAGCGACGCUACUCACGAAUCUCUUCCUCACAGUGAUUGAGCAGCAGCUGGCUAUCAUAACCGUCAGUAUACCCAUGCUUCGCCCGCUCUGGCGACGAUAUAGGGGCCGGCUGGGCGGCUACAGUCUCGAUGAAAGUGAGCAGGCGAACAAGGACAGCCUGCCCAACGGCACGUUUGACGGAUCUGGUGCGAAAGGGAGGCGCUUGCCUCGGCGCAGGAAUAACAAUACAAUGUUGGAUUCGAAAUUUGAGCUUGGGACUGUCUUAGGCGAGGAGAGACAUGCAGAGGGACGCACUGCCGAUCAGAAGAGCCUACCAAAUGCAGCUUCAUGGGAUGCCGUGGACUCAGGGUCAUAA